UUAAUCGGAAACCCCAGUUAAUCGGGUGAUGGGGGCGUGGUCAGUGGGCGUGGCUCCAGGCGGAGGAGGGAGUGUCUCCCGGUUGAACAGGUUAGGGCGGUUGAGCGAGUGAAGAGAAGAGACACCUUUGUUUUCCACUCAGAAGAAAAGAAGAAGUUUGCUCUCAAAGGUUAUCUUCUCUGAUUGGACCUUUGCUAAGUCCCUCCCCUUGUGACAAGCCGCCAUGUCAUCUGCCAUCAGAGUGUCCCUGGACAACCCCUACGGUCAGGUGACCAUCCCUCGAGCUAAACUGCGUACCUCCGGUGACGACAGCAUGGUGAUAGCCAAUUCAGCUGCAGUCAACGGCAAUAACGCAAACCCCUACAUGGGGUCGGGCGCCGCCCCGCCACCAUAUUUGGUGAAGGAAGUAUCCGGGGGGGAAGAGGAGGGCGGACGCUGCGCUUGCUGCUACCGCUGCAGGCGGAGGAAGUGAUGUCAUCGCAGCUGAUUGGCUCCGGGUUUGUUUCCUUGAAGGAAGAAGUCGACUGAACCGGACCAAGAAAGAACCCGAAAGGUGGCCAUUUUGUUUGUGUAACCAACAAACCUCCCGUUUGAGUUCUGGAACACACUGGAAACCACAGACUGAUGCUAUUAUUUUGAAAAAACACUAUUUAAACCAGCUGAGUCAACUUUCACCAACAAUUAACUUUGUCGUCUCUUUUAGCCUUUCAAAAUGUUUGUAUUGUCCUCGGAAAAUUCUUUUAUCCAAGGAAAUUCUACUUUUAUCCUCAGAAAAUUCUACCUUUAUCCUCGGAAAAUUCUACUUUUAUCCUAUGAAAUUCUACUUUUAUCCUCGGAAAAUUCUACCUUCAUCCUUGGAAAAUUCUUUUAUCCUAGGAAAUUCUACUUUUAUCCUCGGAAAAUUCUACCUUCAUCCUCGGAAAAUUCUACUUUUAUCCUAUGAAAUUCUACUUUUAUCCUCGGAAAAUUCUACCUUCAUCCUCGGAAAAUUCUACUUUUAUCCUAUGAAAUUCUACUUUUAUCCUCGGAAAAUUCUACCUUCAUCCUCGGAAAAUUCUACCUCUAUCCUCGGAAAAUCUACUUUUAUCCUAGAAAAAUUAUAUUUUUAUCCUAUGAACAUGUUUGUUUUGCAAGGUCAAAGGUUUAGUUUGUGUUUUUCUGAAUGACUGAAGCUGGAACGUAAUGUACGUCGGUGGUGGCGUAACGUGACGUUCCUGAAUGAAGGAGGUAUUUGUUCUUUCUCUGCGGUGAUGUCAUCAUUGCUGUGGUCAUGGCUAAAACUUCGUUAGCAUUUGUCAUCACCUUUUUUGGUCAAUGAUUGAAAUGAUUGCACAAUGAUUGUUGUGCAUUCAUAGUGUUUUUAUAUCUGCUUUCUGAACUUGUAUUCUUUUUAAUCAUUUCUUGUACUGUUUUUAUACAUUUAUUUUAUAUCCUCUACACUCUUACACUGAGAGAGCAGGUCUGUACAAAUAAAGAAACAUUUGGGAGGAUCAAACAAAUGAUCAGGACUAUCGAUGAGUUGAUUUUGAAUGAGUUUAACUUGUUCUUGGCCACAGAGAGGAAAGAAGAAAGGAGGAAAAGGAAACAAGAACAAGGAAAAGAGCAAGAUCCCAAGAGAUGUGUCCUUGGUUUUACCUGAGCCCUCCUACCCUGAAGUAUUCCUUCAACUGAUCCGCAACAUCCCCACCAUGACACCACCGUGUUGACUGGGUACUGCUUCCUCCUCCUGAGACGGUCGUCCAGAAUCUCCUCGAAGCCGUCCGGAAGUCGUUCACCAUGGCUUCUCCGAACUCUUCUCAUGUCCAUGGACCCCGUUUCAUUCACCCGUUCCCAUCUUCCGGCCAAAUGAAAGACAGAACCCCUCGACUGUUAUACUUGUUUUGCUCAGACCAUUGGGGCCACUCUCUCCAAAGAUAACUUUCUCCUGGAGUCCUUGACGAAACCUGUGACGCCAGAAGAUAGCCGGCACCUUCGCUGACCCGAUAAUACUUGCCAUUGGCUGGCCACCAGUCCAGAGUGUACCCCGCCUCUCUCCCAAAGUCAGCUGGGAUAGGCUCCAGCAUACCCGCGACCUUGGUGAGGAUAAGUGGCAUAGAAAACGGAUGGCUGGAACUUCCUAAGUUAGCGUGUGAUAGCAUGAUGUGUGACACCAGUGACGAUGGACUGAUUAUUCAAACGUUCAUUGUCAUGCUUCAUUUCCAACGUCUUGUUCGCAUAAGAGUAGAAAAAGAGAAAAAUGUGGCAAUACAGGAUGUCGUCCAAUCAGAAGUCAUCUGAGUCCUGUUGCUAGGUAACAGCUGUGUAACCUGACGCAGCACUCAUCCAGUUACAGGACAGUAAAAGCUCUUUAGAAAACAUUGUUGGUCCAAAUGUUGCAAAGUGUCCAUUGGAAAGUCUUGUUUUCUCUUCAGUUGCAAACAUGUGGUUUGUCAAGCAUGAAGAGCAAACACACAACAUUUAUGAGGAUGAAUUAUUGAUGAAGGCCAAACAAACACCAAGAGGAGGGCAGAAGAACACGCGCGACCAACAAGAAGACAUGGACAACACGAUGGAAUAAGAACAGCCGAGGAAGAAAGGAGCACCAAAUGGAAGCCAUUGGUCGGCUAGCUUGACACACUACACGCCAAAAUGUCCACACACAUAGAAGAGGGGGCAUCCUCUGUUGCCAUGGAGACGGUGACAUCACUCAAGCGCCAGGACCUGGUGUGCAUCGUGUGCUUUGGCAGCUAUGACCUCGCCACGCGGUUGCCAAGGCGACUGCACUGCGGCCACACCUUCUGCCAGGCGUGUCUGAAGAGGUUGGACACGGUCGUCAACGAGCAGGUGAGCGUGACAUGGUCACGUGACAUUCACACAGGAAGUGAUCGCAACCCACUUCCCCCUCCUCCCCAGGUGUGGAUCCCUUGUCCCCAGUGCCGCCAGAGCACCCCGUGUCCACGGGGGGGUGCAGUCGGCCUGGACCUGGACCUGGCCUCCUUCCUGGCUAUCAAAACUCAGCAGACAGGCACCUCCCCCUGGAACGGUGAGGCAGCUGCCGGCGAUCCCGUCCAGGACAGGAAGGUCUGGGCGGCGAAGGACAUGGGCGUGGACGGCUGGUCCCACGGAGGUCUGGCUGAGCCGCGCUUUCAUCGCCACGGCAACUGCUGCCCGCCGCUCUCCCAUUGGCUCUGCUGCUGCUUCUGCUGCCAGAGGCGGAGUUAAAAAUGAUGGCUGUGAUGAAUUCCUCAAAUUCCACAAGCACGACCUUUGUCCCCGUCACCCACAGAACAUCAACAGGAAGUGACAUGCAGAAAAUUAUUCUC
This is a messenger RNA of Dunckerocampus dactyliophorus (ringed pipefish), 3302 nucleotides long. It is a transcript of the gene rnf224, whose product is annotated as ring finger protein 224. Bases 2629 to 3201 code for a protein of 190 amino acids. Lineage: Eukaryota; Metazoa; Chordata; Actinopteri; Syngnathiformes; Syngnathidae. The transcript has 3 exons. The record is from RefSeq and is a predicted model, not a curated record.